Messenger RNA from Rhipicephalus microplus (southern cattle tick), 2938 nucleotides. RefSeq names its product transmembrane protein 184C. The record is from RefSeq and is a predicted model, not a curated record. NCBI's taxonomy places the organism in Eukaryota, Metazoa, Arthropoda, Arachnida, Ixodida, Ixodidae.
GACGAGUUUACAGCUGUAUGGGCUCUACGCUGUGAUUGUAGCAUGUUCUAUGUUCUUCAGUUUCAUGUCUCGCAGUGCCGCUGCUGCGUGCGGAAUCCGCCUGUAACUGUUAGUGAUGGUUCGCGUGAUAAAGUAUCCCUGUAGUGCGAAAAGAGCGCCGUACGCGGUCUGUGGAUUGCCAUCAACGAGCUAACGGGUGGCGUCUCCGUCGUCGAAUUUGGGUGGUGGUGCCAGCUAUGCGUCAUUUCGACCACUCACUUCAAUUUAGCGAUACGAGUUUGUUUAUAUCGUGCAAGACGUGAGAAGAGGACGCCGAUAACGCCAUGCCCUUCUCCUGGUGUCUCUCAAGAUGGAAACUGUGGAUACAGUUUGUCGUAGCCCUGGCCUACGGGCUUGUGAUCCUUGUUGUGGUUCCACUUAUCAGCGUCCAGCUCAUGAACAAAGGUGCCAGUGCAGACGUUCAGGCCUGGUUCAGCAGUGGCGUUUUUGUUCUCUUGACUCUUCCCAUAACUUUCUGGGAAAUAAUCCAGCACAUACUUAACUACACGAAGCCACACCUCCAGAAGCACAUAAUUAGGAUCCUAUGGAUGGUACCAAUCUAUUCACUCAACUGCUGGCUUGCCCUCACAUGGCCAAAGACUGGGAUAUACCUUGACACAAUUAGGGAGUGCUACGAGGCUUAUGUUAUAUACAACUUCAUGGUGUUCCUGUUGAACUUUUUGCACCGAGAGCUGGAGAUGGAAAUAUCUAUGGAUGAGCACAGGCCAUCUGUGAAGCACAUUUUUCCACUCUGCUUUCUACGGCCCUGCCCAGGGGGAUUGCGUUUUAUAAGUUCCUGUCGACAUGGUAUUCUUCAAUACACCGUAAUACGACCAAUCACAACAGCGCUGGCCCUAAUUACUGAAAUGUUUGGAAAGUAUGGAGAAGGAAAGUUUGAUUUUGGAUAUUCGUACCCAUAUAUAGUGGUUAUAAACAACAUAUCGCAGUUUGUCGCUAUGUACAGCCUAGUCUUGUUUUACAAGGCCUACCGGACUGAACUGACACCGAUGUCCCCAAUACCGAAAUUCCUGUGCAUCAAAGCUGUAGUGUUUUUCUCUUUCUUCCAAUCGGUGAUCAUCUCGCUGUUGAUAUACACGGGCUUGGUGUCCCCCUCUUUCUUCAGCGAGAAAGGAACUGCAGGCGACGUGAACAGAGGUCUUCAAGACUUCCUGAUCUGCAUAGAGAUGUUUGUGGCCGCGGUUGCCCACUACUUUGCCUUCUCGCACGUCCCAUACGUGGACCCGCACGCACGGCCCAUCCCCUGCUGCCUGUCGUUCAUGGCCAUGUGGGACGUGUCCGACGUGACGCAGGACGUGUCUGACCAUAUAAGACAUGUCGGCAACACUGUAAAGAAUACAGUUCAACGCAGGCCAGACUACUUCAGCGAGCGGAAGCUUCUCUUGGGAAGUUUUUCAGACGACGCCUGCAUUCCAGUGAAUGAGCCUGGCGACUUCCUGAAUGACAGGCCGUCUCGAAGUGGGUAUCUGAGCAUUGCAGGCAGCUCUACAAAUGCGCACCUGACCUAGGUGCCCCUUUUGCUAAAAUCUAAGUUUAGUUAUUGUGUAAGGACGGAUUUGUCAGCUUCCUGCCAUUACCGUGAUGAUCGUGCUUACAAUGUCUGAGGGGAUUGUGAUAUUGGUCGCACUGUCGGAGUUGCCCCUCUUUCCCCCCCCCCCCUUUUUUUUUUCCUGGCAAGCCUACCCACCAUUUGAGCAAACUGCAUUACUUAGCUGGCAUCUUUUGCCGUGCAGAUUUGGCCCUUAGCAUGACCGUAGCUUUAAUUUCUUUUUUUAUUUGCGAUUGUCAUUCUAUAGAAUUUUUUUGUAAGUACGAGUUGUGCAGCUUAAUUUUGACUAUUUCUUCGUUUCUGUUCACCUAUUAUUGCACACCUAUUGUACAUACUGUUUGCAGGUUUCUCUAAACAAUUCUAAAGUGAUUGUAUGUGUGCAAGUGGAAGUGAUAAUAUACAUUUUAUCGUGCAUCACACCAAAGCUUUUUUUUUGUGAACUACUAGUGACAUGAAUACUGGUACACCAUGUGCAUGCUGUUAUUUUUACCAUUGUAAGUUCAUGUGACAAUGCACCCUGCAUGAUUAGAAUCGGCUGGCUUUAGCUGUAUUUCAAAUGAACUUAUAUAGUGCUGAACGUAUACAACGGGCUUGGUUUUGUUUCGCUGGAUGAUAGGUGUUAUGUUUUACUGUUAUAUAUUUUAGCAGACUUUUAGUUCGAAAAAUUAUCCAAGCCAAUACGAUCUGCUCUAUUAGCACAUUUUUUGCACUUAUAAAAGCUUCACUUGGUAAUGUAAUCUGUUACUUUACUGCUGGCAUCUCUAGUCAUUCCAAAAUGACCGUGACGCUGUAUGGCAUUACUGUUCUAAACAUUUGUACUACAAGGAGUGCCUUAUUCAGACACUUGGGUGAAUGUUUGUCAGGUAAUCAUUUUCUCAAUGUGAAAAAUAAAUUUAUUCAACAAUUUUAGUAUAGGUCUCUUCAUCUAUUUAUGGAAUAUAUGGGUGUCCAACAUUUUUUACAUGAGGUUUCAGUGUUUUCUGUGUGCUGUGUACACUGUAUUUGGGAACUGCUGCCUAUUUUUUACUUAAAACGAUGGACAACUACCCAGAACAUGAAUUUAGAUUGCUCCACUGAUGGAAAGAUUGUCCAUAGCAUUGACUGAAACCAAAGCCCCCCCCCCCCCCCUUUUUUUGUCAGAAAUAGAUUUAUAUUUUUAUUCGUUGAUAGUCGUGAAAAAGGACAUGUGGCGCCUCUGGCGGCAAAAAACAUGAACGAUCUGAUUUACCUGGUCAGAUGGCCAUUGAUUUCUGUAUGCGGUCGACAGCCUUUUUUUGUCAGUAUUGAAAUAUUGUUGGUUUCUUUAUAUUAAAAGAUAUAACUCCAUAAAAA